GUGAGGAUCAUGUGUAGUCCACGCGCCGAAACUGGGUUACUUUGCCGCAGAGCAGGAAGGAGCUGGCAGCAGAGGAGCCCCCGCUUGUCUAUUUGACACGCGCUUCGCCACAGCGGCAUCUGCGAGACUGCGCGGAAAAAGUAAACACGUCGUUGCGUUGUAGCUGUUUUCAAAGUCGUGGCGGGCGAACAAUAUUUUUUAUAAAAACCCAUGUGAGGAUUUGCUUGUGCGAGAGUUUGCAGCUGCUCCGGUUCGGGGCGAACAAGGUCGCGUCGCGCGCUGUGUCCCUGGCUUCACUCCCACCUGGACUUUUAUGACUCCAAGAGUUGGCCAGACUUCACCGCAAACAUGAGAGCUCAAAUAGAGGUGAUUCCAUGUAAAAUCUGUGGAGACAAAUCAUCAGGGAUCCACUAUGGUGUCAUCACCUGUGAAGGCUGUAAGGGGUUCUUUCGACGCAGCCAGCAGAACAAUGCCAUGUACUCCUGCUCACGUCAGAGGAACUGUCUGAUUGACCGGACCAAUCGCAACCGAUGUCAGCACUGCAGGCUGCAGAAGUGUCUCAAUCUGGGCAUGAGCCGCGAUGCUGUCAAGUUUGGUCGAAUGUCUAAGAAACAGCGGGACAGCCUGUAUGCAGAGGUCCAGAAACACCAGCAGUCCCAUGAGUGUGUUGGGGCCGGAGCCCAUGAGGAGAAUGUUGAUAUGGCCGACCAAGGCGGUGCUUACAGACGAGGUUCCACCACCAACCUCAGCGAUCUGGAUGAUAUCACCAUGCUGCAAGAAGGCCUCCUCUUCGACCUGCCGCUAACGCCGGAGGAUGGUGGAGAUUACUGUAGCCUGGACAUGAUGGGUGGCAGCGCGGGCAGCGGCUCGUCCUCUCAGAGUUCACCGGAACAGACCAGCUCGGACUUUGUCCCCAACAACAGCAUUAAGCACGAGUACCAGCUUUUACACGAAUCUGGACUCUUUGCGCAUUCAAUCUUCAACCCGCAACCUGAGGGCUUCUCUGUUCAUGAAAUAGAGCGCAUAACUCUGAGUGUGGUGAAGUCCCACUUUGAGACGAGCCAGCACAGUACAGACGAUCUGAAGAGAAUGGCGUGGACCUUGUAUAGUGCAGAGGAGACACGCUCAUACCAGACUAAGUCAGCUGAGACGAUGUGGCAGCAGUGUGCCAUUCACAUCACCAACGCAAUCCAGUAUGUGGUAGAGUUUGCCAAGCGCAUCUCAGGCUUCAUGGACCUCUGUCAGAAUGAUCAGAUUAUCCUCCUCAAAGCAGGUUGUAUGGAUGUUCUUCUGAUCCGUAUGUGUCGAGCCUACAACCCCAUCAAUAAUACUAUGCUCUUUGAUGGAAAGUUUGCCACUCUUACGCUUUUUAAGGCUCUUGGCUGUGAUGAUCUUGUGAACGCAGUGUUUGAAUUGGCUAAAAGCCUGAGUCGCAUACAGAUGUCUGAAGAGGAGAUGGCUCUGUUUACUGCUGCUGUGCUGCUCUCACCAGACCGGCCCUGGCUCACAGAUGUGCAGAAGAUAAAGAAGUUGCAGGAGAAAGUCUAUGCGGCUUUGCAGCACUGCCUGCAAAAGGAAGGAGCACCAGAGGAGAAACUAGCUAAGAUGGUGUCAAAGCUUCCUGUGAUGAAGUCAAUUUGCAACCUUCACAUCGACAAACUGGAGUUCUUUCGCCUGGUUCAUCCUAAGACAGCGUACACGUUUCCUCCUCUCUAUAGGGAGAUUUUUGGCAGUGAAAUUUCCUUCCCAGACUCCACAGAGGGCUAGCACGCUCUAGCAACCAGCUUGACUCUAAUAGAAACAUUAAGGUGCAGGGAGGCUGAGAUUCAGAUGUGGCAACCAGCUGAGGCAUCACAACCAGCUGCUUGAUGGCAGUCCUACCUGCUACACUUUAGGACACAAUCCUCUCACCUCCGAUAUCCCACCCCAGCGGAGUAGCUUACACUGCCUCGCCAGCAAGUCCUUUCAGCUUCAGCGUAACACUACAUGAACUGCUGCUGGGUUUUCAGUGCAUGUUACCUUUUUUUUGAGAAGUUUAAGAAAUUGUCGAAAAGCCUAUAUAAUUUAUAUUAAUAUAACUUUCAUCAAGUUAAAAACCUUAUUAAUAUAAAUCUGAAUUUAUUGUUCUGCCCCUUCCUAUAAGCUAUUGUUGAAUGUACCCCCUUACCUUUGACCGUUCAUCACAGCCCUAGGCUUGAUAUAGAAUGUACAUAAACUCCUCACUCACUCACUCUGUGGAGCUUGGCAGUAGCGACGCCUGCUGCUCCGGUAAACGUUUGCAGGCUGUUUAUCGUUGCAGCGUAUGUUUUCGGUGGCACCCAUAUUUAGCAGUUUUGAAACACAUGAACAAACUGUUUAAAGGGACCAUGAUCAAACUCAGACAGCAUUUUUUCAAAACUGUGUGGAACAUGGGCUUAGAUUCAGCUCGUCUGCUGCCGCGCACCGAGGAGUUGUUGCACAAACCAUAGCACUUAUACUGAUCUUCUACCUUUUUUUACUAGCACGCCCUCAGACACAGAUGGAAGUGAGCGCUUUAUUUUUUUUAGUGCAAUCAGUGACCUCAGUCCUCAUAACCUUUUCCCUUUAUUAAUGCCACUUAGCAAGAGAGAGAGUUACAGAUGUAUUGUGAGAUUAUAUAUACAGUAGCAUUAGGCACCGAGAUUAAAGUGUGAAUUUGAGUGAGAUACAGAGGUGGAGGGUAAAGUGCCCAGGUCACUCAGUUUGAUACUACCUGCCCAAACACUGGCCCUGAAAAAAUAACCUAGUGCAUAAUUAACACCUACAAGUUACUGUCACAAAUCGUGGCACACGAUUUUACAGGUUCAAAUUGAAAGUGCCAUCUGUGAAACACUCAGAACAGACAGAAAUGCUAGAACACCCCUCCUGCUGUAGACAAGUUGGGCACUCAGUCACCGACCGGGGUUGUCAGGGAGGAGCAUCUGGAGCUGGUACUGCCUCGUUUCCCCCAUCACCAUCACCUCCUGUGCUGUCUGCGCCAGGAAGGCCAGGAAGUUUGAGCAUAAAAAAGGCAGUCCACAGUGGCACCAGUAACAUCACCAGUAACAUCACUUAGAGGAGCAUUUACUGGAGGCACUGUUUGAGAUGUUGUGACUGGAAGAUUAAACCUUCUUCCUCUUGUUCCCCAUUCCCUUACUACCUCACCCUGUUCAGACGCUACACGGCACAGCAAAGAUCUGAUUGAGCCAGCUACCCCCCUGAGUUAGUAUAUCUGCACUUUUUUAAAAAUAUUGCAAUUAGUGGUGAAAUGGAUAAAGGUCAGUUAUAACUAAUUGAUGUUGCUGUACAGAACAAAAAGCAAGCUGAAACGCUAGACCGGCGUAAGCUGAGCGGUGCUCUUCGAGUGCUUUUCUGUCAUUUGAGAGCAGUUCAGAUUGUUAGGCCUGGAUGCCCUACAUAGAUACAGGUCUGUCUCAAGUAAGGUCUCUAGAGAUGUAUGAGGGUGUGUCCAGAUGGAGCUUAUAUCUAUAAAGUAGGGGAGGAUCACAAGCUACAAGAAAAGAAUAGUUAUCAAAUCGUUUCAAGACAAUCACAUGACAGAUGUUGAAUGUCUAUUUAAUGUUUUAGCCAGGUCUUCUUUGCACUGCAGGGUCAGUGCUUUUCAUCAUAAAUGUUGUCAUCUCACAGAAUGAAGUAUAGUUUUCCUCUGGGUACGUACAAAAGCCGUAAGGUGUGCUCCUGUGACACCAUCCCAUUGUUCUCUGGGCUUUUGUUGGCAUGCAUCACAGUGAAUUUUUGGUAAGCACUCCAGCACGUUUAACAACACUGCAAAACUAUGUUAAUUACAGUAUAACUAGCUGCCAGCUAACCACUAGCUAGGGUUUUCUUUCAGUUGAAGUUGUCAGGUGACCUAUGCUGAAGUGUAAUGAAGUGCAAUACUUGCGUGUUGAGCCCAAGAAUGUUAGUCAUGCCAAUUUCAAGGAUUCAAGAGAAGGAGACUUACAGUUGUGUGGGCCUAAAAUCUGUCCAGGGGACAGUACUGAACAUCUGCACUUACUUUCUGUUUAGAGUUACUCAGGGAGAUAGCUGGGCUCUCUGUCCUUCAGUGUCUGCAGUUAGUCUAGCUGGGAGGACACCUUGCACCAACAUAGAAGACCUUAAAACCUUGAUCACUGUGUACAGUACAUGUUCUUGUGAAUGUUUGAUUAUAGAAGUAUCAAAGACUUUACCCCUGUUUGAUAUCAUUAUGGCGAGACUUUAUUAAGUUUGAGUCGUAGUUAAAAUAGGACAUUUGGAAAAGUAAACAUAGUAACAUAAAUAUGAAAGAUUAAUUAUAAUCUCUGAAUUAUGUGUUUGCUUUGUUGUGAUCUUUUUGUUUAUUAAAUUGUAUCCAUGUAUGUACUGUCGUUUUUUCUCAUCAAUUUAGUGUCCUUUUUGUCUUGGCGAGAUGUAAUUCUAUUUUUUUAAAGAGCAUUUUUAAAGAUGUCUCCCUAAAACUUUCUCUUUUGUCAUGAUCCUUCUGUUUAUGAUAUUUUCACUGUAUUUUGCAAUUAUUAUUAAAUCAGUAUAGAUUUUAAUAAGAAAUAAUUUAUGAUAUGUUAUGGAUAUAAAACCCAAGAGGUUUUAACACUUUUGAGUGUUAUUGCACAAUGGUGAAACAAUGUAUGGAUUAAAGAAUGUAAUUAAAGUCUUUUUACAAUUUAAGAAA
This is a messenger RNA of Betta splendens (Siamese fighting fish), 4666 nucleotides long. It is a transcript of the gene rorca, whose product is annotated as RAR-related orphan receptor C a. The coding region runs from base 349 to 1767 and encodes 472 amino acids. The transcript is spliced from 10 exons. NCBI's taxonomy places the organism in Eukaryota, Metazoa, Chordata, Actinopteri, Anabantiformes, Osphronemidae. Gene Ontology annotation, cellular component: nucleus. Gene Ontology annotation, biological process: regulation of transcription by RNA polymerase II. The record is from RefSeq and is a predicted model, not a curated record. Gene Ontology annotation, molecular function: nuclear receptor activity; RNA polymerase II cis-regulatory region sequence-specific DNA binding; zinc ion binding.